AUGGAGUUUGCAGAGUUGAUAAAGACACCCAGGGUGGACGGGGUUGUCCUACAUCGUCCUUUCCUGCCCACUGUUGAAGGGACCCUCUGUCUGACUGGUCAUCACCUCAUUCUGUCCUCCAGACAGGACAACACAGAGGAGCUGUGGCUGCUCCACUCAAACAUCGACUCCAUAGAAAAGAGAUUUGUAGGGUCCUUGGGAAGCAUCAUUGUCAAAUGCAAAGACUUGAGGGUGAUCCAGCUCGACAUCCCUGGUAUGGAGGAGUGUCUCAACAUUGCCAGCUCUGUUGAGGCCCUGUCCACUCUUGAUAUAGUUUCACUGAUGUACCCAUUUUUCUACCGACCGAUGUUUGAAGUCUUAGAAGAUGGAUGGAAUUCGUUUCUUCCACUGGAUGCCUUUAAAGAUUUGGAGUCCAUGACGGACGAGUGGAGACUCAGCGAGGUCAACCAGGACUUCAGUGUGUGUCCGUCAUACCCGCCUCUGGUGGCCGUGCCCAAAGACGUGGACGACGACACACUGAGGAAAGUUGCUACUUUCCGUCACGGUGGCCGCUUUCCCGUCCUCAGCUACUAUCACAAAAAGAAUGGCAUGGUGAUGAUGCGAGCCGGACAGCCGCUGACGGGCACGAAUGGACGACGGUGCAAAGAGGAUGAGAAGCUUAUCAAUGCCACCCUGCGGCCGGGAAAACGUGGAUACAUCAUUGAUACGCGCACCAUCAACGUGGCCCAGCAGGCCAAAGCACGAGGUGGAGGAUUCGAGUCUGAGGCUAACUACCCUCAGUGGAGGAGGAUCCACAAAACCAUCGAAAGGUCGAACGUCCUGCAGGAGAGCCUGAUUAAGCUGGUGGAGGCUUGUAAUGACCAGUCCCACAGCAUGGACCGCUGGUUAAGCAAGCUGGAAGCCUCCAGCUGGCAGACUCACGUCAAGGAGAUCCUCACCACUGCCUGCCUGGCUGCCCAGUGCAUUGACAGGGAGGGAGCCUCGGUGCUUGUUCACGGCACAGAAGGGACAGAUUCCACUCUCCAGGUGACCUCGUUGGCUCAGAUCAUCCUUGAUCCGGCUUGCAGGACCAUCAAAGGCUUCCAGGGUCUAGUGGAGCGAGAGUGGCUCCAGGCAGGUCAUCCAUUCCAGCAGCGCUGUGCUCAGUCUGCCUACUCCAACAGCAAGCCUCGCCAGGAAGCGCCCGUCUUCCUGCUCUUCCUGGACUGCGUGUGGCAGAUCCUCCGCCAGUUUCCCUGCUCCUUUGAAUUCACUGAGAGCUUCCUGGUGCUGCUGUUCGAGCACGCCUAUGCCUCUCAGUUCGGUACAUUCCUGGGCAACAGCGCAGCUGAGAGAGCCAGACUGUCUCUGCCUGAGAAGACAGUGUCCCUGUGGUCAUGGGUGAAUCGACCCCAGGAGCUGGAACACUUCACCAACCCCCUCUACGAGGCAAACAGUCUCGUGAUCUGGCCUUCUGUCGCCCCUCAGAGUCUGCUGCUGUGGGAAGGAGUGUUUCUUCGCUGGAACCGCUCCUCCAGGAGUCUGGAUGAGGCCUAUGAAGAAAUGGUACACAUCAUCGAGUACAACAAGGAACUUCAGAACAAAGUGAACAGCUUGCGCCGGCAGCUGGCCCAGCUUGAAACUGAAGAUCCUCUGCUGCACACACCAUAAAGACAAAUGUCUGCCAAAAAGGGAAAAAGCAAAAGAUGGAAGGAGAUAAAGUGACAGUCAUUUGAUAUAAACAGAUUGUUCCCAGCCAGUUGCGAGUUAUAUUCAGAUAUUUAAAAAAAAAAAAGAAGCUGUAAUUGAAAGACAUCUCUCUUCAUCCAUCAGCUUUUAAACAAUAGUCAUAAUUCAGUGGACUGAAACCUCACAAACAGGAAACGCUUUGCUUUAUUGUCUUUCUACACAAAGUUAGAGGAAAAUAUCUCUAAACUAAAUAUCCGAAUCCUUUGGAUUAAUGCUGAAAACUAAAUUUGCUUCAUGUAAUCUUCUAAACUCCCUUCGCAUGUAGAUUUAAAUCCAUGCACGCUGACCGGUCAUCUGAUUUCAUCUAACCUCUGCAGUCGCGCUCUCGCUUUUCACCUACGUACACUAAAACCAUCUCCUCGGCGCGGCGGAAUGGUGCACAGGGUCCACGUUUUUCACCAAAUAUCCUGAUGAAUGUAUCCAGCACUGGAGCGCCGCGGAGUAACUAUGGCAACAUAUAGGGUGCUGGAAGGCGGCACGUGACUUGGCCUCACGUUGAGAUGACAGAAGAUGUGUAGGUACAGUCGACACCCACAGGACUGUAUAAUGGGUUUAUAUAAUGCCUAUCUGGAAAAAAAAAAAUGCAUAUUUAUCAGUUUGUUUCUGAACAUUCCAGUGGCCACAAGUUAGCGCGACCUCAUGACGCAGUGAUUCCCCA
Messenger RNA from Salarias fasciatus (jewelled blenny), 2386 nucleotides. RefSeq names its product myotubularin-related protein 9-like. The record is from RefSeq and is a predicted model, not a curated record. Gene Ontology annotation, molecular function: protein phosphatase binding. Bases 1 to 1650 code for a protein of 549 amino acids. Gene Ontology annotation, cellular component: cytoplasm. The transcript has 10 exons. NCBI's taxonomy places the organism in Eukaryota, Metazoa, Chordata, Actinopteri, Blenniiformes, Blenniidae. Gene Ontology annotation, biological process: negative regulation of autophagy; phosphatidylinositol dephosphorylation.